Molecule: messenger RNA, 3324 nt
Organism: Daldinia childiae
Lineage: Eukaryota; Fungi; Ascomycota; Sordariomycetes; Xylariales; Hypoxylaceae
Product: Lon protease like protein, mitochondrial
Exons: 2
Coding region: 1-3324 (1107 amino acids)
Biological process (GO): chaperone-mediated protein complex assembly; protein catabolic process; mitochondrion organization
Cellular component (GO): mitochondrial matrix
Molecular function (GO): ATP binding; single-stranded DNA binding; ATP hydrolysis activity
Source: RefSeq, a predicted model, not a curated record
AUGCUGUGUCGACAACGCCUGUCACGACAACUUGUCGUGAGGGGCCCCUCUAGUUUUGCAUCGAGGCUCCGACCCUCUUUAGCAUCACGUCAUUACUCAAUAAAUAAUACUAGUAACUCGAUCGACUCCACGAUCGCACGUCCAAGACAAACGAUAGCCUCGAGACAUAACGCUUUACUGAGGACAACCUUUUCUACCUCGUCCAUUGCUAGGAAAGAUAAAAAGGACAAUGGCUUUUUCGAUGGGUCUGUAGAGCCGUUGUCAGAAGAAGAGGCGAAGGCGAAUUCAGAGAAAAAGACGGAGGAAUCAAAAGAUGAAGUGAGCGAAGCUAAAAGUUCCAAUGCAGACUCGCCACCGUCUGGCAAGAACCAAGGUAGUCAAAGUGAAUCGCAGGAUGGCAAGGCAAGCAGCGCAGCGGGGGGCGCAUCGUCCGGGUCUGGUGGUGAUGCGCCUGGAGACGGAGGUCGAAGAGGUCGAAGGUCGGGAGCCGACAAAGCUUUACAGAAACCCGUCGUACCCGACGUAUAUCCCCAAGUUAUGGCCAUACCAAUAGCGAAGCGACCUCUAUUCCCAGGUUUCUAUAAGGCGAUCACGAUUAAGGAUCCGAAUGUCUCUGCUGCAAUAAUGGAAAUGAUCAAGCGAGGUCAACCUUACGUUGGCGCAUUCUUAUUUAAAGAUGAGAACGCCGACGAGGAUGUAAUUAGGGACCCGUCUGAUGUCUACGAUACUGGUGUUUUUGCGCAGGUCACGAGCGCCUUCCCGGUACACGGAGAACAAAAUAGCCUCACGGCUAUCUUAUACCCUCAUCGCCGAAUAAAGCUAUCUACUCUCAUACCCCCCAGUACUAGUGAGCCUAAGAAGGCUGAUCCUGAAACUGAACCUACACCUGAACCAAUACCGCCUAAAACAGAAGAAGAACCACAGCAAGAAAAGAAGGGCGAUGUAGUCGCCAGCUUCGAGGAGAGUGCUGUCACCCCGAAAUCUGAUUCUGCGACGGAGAAAUAUGAACCAACAUCAUUCCUACGAAAGUAUCCAGUCAGCCUUGUAAACGUGGAGAACCUAUCUGAAGAGCCGUUUGAUCCAAAAAGCCCUGUCAUCCGAGCGGUGACAAACGAAAUCGUGAAUGUCUUCAAGGAAGUCGCUUCAAUGAACAGCUUAUUUAGGGAUCAAAUAUCGACUUUCUCCAUGAGUCAAUCGACAGGAAAUGUUAUGGCAGAACCGGCAAAGUUAGCUGAUUUUGCUGCGGCGGUAUCUGCUGGGGAGCCCGCAGAACUACAGGAGGUCCUUGCUAGCCUCAACGUCGAGGAACGAAUGCAAAAGGCUUUAGUCGUACUGAAGAAAGAACUGAUGAAUGCCCAGCUUCAAUCAAAGAUCACUAAGGAUGUAGAACAGAAGAUUACGAAGCGACAACGGGAAUACUGGCUAAUGGAACAGAUGAAAGGAAUUCGCCGUGAACUAGGUAUCGAGUCCGAUGGUAAGGAUAAACUGGUAGAGAAGUUCAAGGAGAAGGCCGACAAGCUAGCGAUGCCCGAAGGCGUUCGGAAAGUGUUUGACGACGAAAUUAACAAGCUCGCCCAUCUCGAACCUGCCGCCUCUGAAUUCAACGUAACGAGGAACUAUUUGGACUGGUUGACACAGAUCCCCUGGGGACAACGGAGCGCAGAAAAUUUCGGAAUUCAGAAUGCGAUGAAAGUACUAGAUGAGGAUCAUUACGGCUUGAAAGACGUCAAGGAUCGUAUCCUAGAGUUCAUCGCAGUUGGUAAGCUCCGAGGCACUGUCGAGGGUAAGAUCUUAUGUUUCGUGGGACCUCCUGGCGUUGGCAAGACCAGCAUAGGCAAGUCAAUUGCCAGGGCUCUGAACCGACAGUACUACAGAUUCAGCGUGGGAGGCCUCACAGAUGUGGCUGAAAUAAAAGGUCAUCGGCGGACUUAUGUUGGUGCACUACCUGGACGAGUCAUUCAAGCCUUAAAGAAGUGUCAAACUGAGAAUCCUCUGAUAUUAAUUGAUGAGAUUGACAAAAUUGGCCGGGGUUAUCAAGGCGACCCUUCGUCAGCUCUACUGGAACUACUCGAUCCAGAACAGAAUAGUUCUUUCCUAGACCACUAUAUGGAUGUUCCCGUCGAUCUUUCCAAAGUCUUGUUUGUCUGCACAGCAAAUAUGACCGACACUAUUCCGAGACCUCUACUAGACCGUAUGGAAGUCAUCAGGCUCUCAGGGUACGUCUCGGACGAGAAAAGAGCGAUUGCGGACCGAUACCUAGCACCUGCAGCUAAGGAACUAGCCGGGUUGAAGGGUGCAGACGUUGCUCUAACAGAUGAUGCUAUCGACGAGUUGAUUAAGUCGUACUGCCGUGAGUCGGGUGUUCGGAACUUAAAAAAACAGAUCGAGAAGGUCUACCGAAAGUCGGCCCUGAAGAUCGUCCAAGAACUCGGGGAGGAUGUUCUUCCUGAGGCAGCGGCCCUGACAGAAGAUGGGAAAGCCGCUCUAGAAGAAUCAGAAAAGGAAAAGGGGAAAGAAAACCACGAUCCUACUUCUCCUGAAGCCUCUGAAAAAGAAACGACAGAGAAGCCUCGCGUACCAUUAAGCGUGCCUGACUCAGUUCAUGUCGAGAUCAACAAGGACAACCUCAAGGACUAUGUCGGUCCUCCGAUAUUCACCUCUGAUCGUCUAUAUGAUGUGACGCCACCUGGUGUUGCGAUGGGUCUUGCAUGGACCCAGCUAGGCGGUUCUGCGAUGUACAUAGAAUCCAUUCUCCAGUCUGCAUUAAGACCUAGUAGUCGUGCAGGGUUGGAAAUCACGGGUAACCUAAAGACCGUGAUGAAAGAGUCCUCUACAAUUGCUUAUUCUUUCGCUAAGGCGUAUAUGGCGAAGGAAUUUCCGGAUAACCAUUUCUAUGACAAGGCUAAGAUUCACUUGCACGUGCCUGAAGGGGCAGUGCAAAAGGACGGACCAUCGGCCGGCGUGACCAUGGCGACAUCGCUCUUAUCAUUGGCAUUGGAGACGCCUGUCGACCCCACGAUCGCUAUGACCGGGGAGCUCACAUUGACUGGAAAGGUACUCAGGAUCGGGGGCCUGCGGGAGAAGACGGUUGCGGCGAGGCGGGCUGGUUGCAAGAUGAUCAUUUUCCCAGACGACAAUAUAUCCGACUGGCUAGAACUUCCAGAGAACAUCAAGGAGGGUCUCGAGGGCCGUCCAGCCAGCUGGUACGGCGAGAUUUUCGAGCUCGUCUUCCCCAACCUAGACAGGGAACAAGCGAAUCGAUGCAAGAUCUGCGAAUGGAAAAAGGAGCACGACGCUAAAUCCGAUAGCGACAAGGACGAAUAG